Messenger RNA from Cordyceps fumosorosea ARSEF 2679, 384 nucleotides. RefSeq lists its product as hypothetical. Bases 1 to 384 code for a protein of 127 amino acids. Lineage: Eukaryota; Fungi; Ascomycota; Sordariomycetes; Hypocreales; Cordycipitaceae. The record is from RefSeq and is a predicted model, not a curated record. The transcript has a single exon.
AUGAUCAAGAUAACGCUCUGGAUAGGCCAUGUUCACUCUGAGCUACAGGACGGCCUACCAAAAUUCGGUACAGCACUCGCAUUAAGCAAUACUUAUGCAGUAUUCGCUACAUCCUUCCACUGGGAGACAUAUUACGACUAUGACCGAGCUACUAUAACCAAAACUCGCGAAACCCUUGAGGGUUCUGAGAAGAAGUUUGGGAGCUUGAAGACGCAACUGGAGAGUGUCUCAACAGGUGCAUACAUUGGUAUCCGCACAGGGACGGAGAGAUUGAUUCUUGCAAGGUCCGACGCCUGUAUCAGAGCAGUUGUACAGUUGGGGCGCCUUUUGCGUUCAGCAGAGGAAGAUGUAUGUCUCGUCUCCUAUGUAAAGGCCACUGUGUAG